Cyclocybe aegerita is the source of this 765-nucleotide messenger RNA. Lineage: Eukaryota; Fungi; Basidiomycota; Agaricomycetes; Agaricales; Hemipholiotaceae. The record is from the annotation of a GenBank genome assembly.
AUGGGUACCCGGGGCCUCCUAGGAUUCAUCAUCGGCGCACAGCGCCACGCCGCCUACAACCACUACGACUCCUACCCCGAAGCUCUCGGCGAGCAGAUCGUCGCGUUCCUGCUCAGUCUCAAAGGGCCUGAGGAUUACAACAAGAUGGCCGGGCUCGUUCGGAAAAUCACCUGGGUAGACGAACGUUCGACCCCUCCCCCCGAGCUCCAACGCAAGUACUCCGAACUGGGUUUCUCCAACCUCCAAGUCGGAAACGAGAGCCUCGAGGACUGGUACUGCCUCCUGCACAAGAUGCAAGGCGCAGCAGCCCUGCCCGCGAUCCAGAGCGGUGAUUUGGUGCACCUGGCCGAAAGCAUCGACUUCCUCAAAGACAGCCUCUUCUGCGAGUGGGCGUAUUUCAUCGACUUUGAGAACCAGAUAUUCGAGACGUGGGGCUCUGGGAAGAAGCUUGACGAAGUGACGUUUCGGGUCCUUGUGGAGAAGGGCCAGGACUACUGGAAUACGUUAAAUAGCGAUGUGACGACGCCUCGAAUGACACCGGCGAGUUGGAGUAGGAUCAUUGUUCAAAUUGUCAACCAAAAUCCACCGACGCACGCACAGUUCUUAGGAAACAGGAAAGUCGCCAACGUGCAGCGAUCAUAUAGGGUGCUGGUGGACAGCAACGUUCGUCCAAACCAUGACCCAGAGAGCUCGUCCGAAUGGGCGGUCCAUCACAAUGGGCAGAAUAUGUCGGCGAUUACUCACCGCUCGCCCGAAAUUACAUGA